AUGGAGCUCUCGACUAUCCUGAUCAUCGCUGCACUUUUCAUUGCCUUCCGAGUCAUACAAGCGCGCCGCGACGCCUCGAAGCCCAUGAUGUCGCACGGAAAGGUAGCCAACAUUGACAACCUCGCCGUUUUCAAGGCACUCACCUCCGAAGGUCCCGCCGUUGUGGACUUUUAUGCAACCUGGUGUGGGCCCUGCCGCGCAGUGGCUCCCAAGGUCGGCGAGCUGAGCGAGAAAUACCAGAAUGUGCGCUUUAUCCAGGUCGACGUUGAUAAGCUGCGCGAGGUCGCGUCGCAGUUCCAGGUUACUGCCAUGCCCACCUUUGUUUUCUUGAAGAAUGGCAAGGAGGUUGGUCAGCGCGUGCGUGGUGCGGAUGUCCGUGCUCUGGAGGCUGGUAUCCAAAGUCUUUCGGCAUAA
This is a messenger RNA of Penicillium cinerascens, 414 nucleotides long. Its product is annotated as thioredoxin family protein. The transcript is spliced from 3 exons. NCBI's taxonomy places the organism in Eukaryota, Fungi, Ascomycota, Eurotiomycetes, Eurotiales, Aspergillaceae. Bases 1 to 414 code for a protein of 137 amino acids. The record is from RefSeq and is a predicted model, not a curated record.